UGCUUUCCGCCGGAAGUUCCUGGGUCCUGCGCCAGGCGUCGCACGGGUUUCGAGCUGUUGGACGUGCUGUCAAUAAGCUUGGGCAAUGGCCAAGAACAAACUAAGAGGGCACAAGGCCAGGAAUGUCUUUCACAUAGCGAGCCAAAGAAACUUCAAGUCUAAAACCAAAGCAAAGCCAGUUAGUANNNUUUUGAAAAAGAUAAACAUUGUGAAUGAUGAAAAUGUUAAGAGAGUAAAUAGAGCUUUUAUCGACAUACAGAAGGAACUCGCACACUUCUCAAGAGGCCUUUCCCUUGGACCUGUGCAGAAACAAGUGGUCCCUCAGCAGCACCAAGAAAAGGGACAAGUUAGUGUUGACGAGGCUACAUAUUUAAUGGCUCAGUUAUAAUCCUGUGGUGGCACAUCUAAUUCUCAAAGGGGGGAGAAAAAACAAUAAAAAUUAUAAUGUUUUAUACAA
This is a messenger RNA of Echinops telfairi (small Madagascar hedgehog), 457 nucleotides long. RefSeq names its product ribosomal biogenesis factor (gene RBIS). The transcript has 4 exons. NCBI's taxonomy places the organism in Eukaryota, Metazoa, Chordata, Mammalia, Afrosoricida, Tenrecidae. Gene Ontology annotation, biological process: ribosome biogenesis. Gene Ontology annotation, cellular component: nucleolus. The record is from RefSeq and is a predicted model, not a curated record. The coding region runs from base 86 to 388 and encodes 100 amino acids.